CUACAACACGUAGUUAUGUUAAAAGAAAUGCAAGAUGGUGGUGUGUUUUGAUUUAGACAUAAGACUAAUAUAAUUUACGAAAUAUUGUAAAAUGUGAAAUUUAGGACACGUAAUUCUGAAUCAUUAUUUGUCCAGUUGUGAAACAUACUUUUUCGAAUGCCUAUCAACAUGCAGCCUUUAGGUGAAAACACCGCAAAUAUUCCAGCCUUUUUAGGUAAAUUAUGGAAAAUGGUAAAUGACCCAGCUACGGAUCAUUUGAUUUGUUGGAGUCCGGCUGGAAACAGUUUUAUUAUUCAAAAUCAAGCGCAGUUUUGGUAUGAAUUAUUACCUCUCUACUACAAACAUAACAAUAUGAGUAGUUUCGUACGACAAUUAAAUAUGUAUGGUUUUCAUAAAAUGUCAACCGUUGAGAAUGGUACAAUGGAUGCAGAUAAAGAUGAAAAUCAAUUUUAUCAUCCUUAUUUCCAGAAGGACCAACCUGAAAUCCUCGUAAACAUCAAACGGAAGGUCACUGCUUCAAAAUCUGCUGAAAACAAUGUACAAAAUGUUUUAAAGCAUGAUGAUAUUGCUAAGGUUAUAACGGAUGUGAAACAACUUAAGACUCGGCAAUCUAGUGUCGAUUCACAACUUUCUGCUAUGAAACAGGAAAAUGCUGUUUUAUGGAGAGAACUUGCUAUGUUGAGACAGAAACACAUUAAACAACAACAGAUCGUCAAUAAGUUGAUACAAUUUUUGGUCACAUUAGUACAACCUUCAACUGCAUCUAGAAUGGGUGUUGGGGUUAAAAGGCGAAUGCCUUUAAUGCUGCAUGAGAGCCCUGCUAAAAAGUCGAAAUCAAAAAAACCUGUAAGAUCCGAUUUAGAUGGAGGCCCAACUAUUCACGAAUUAGACAGUGAAAUUGAAAUCUCUCCUGAGGAAUUACUAGAACAUGAAAUUGAAGAUCAACCAGUCGUAGCAAGCCCUGUAAGAAACGUGUCUACAUCACCACAAUCUGGCGAUGGUAAAUUUCAAUCUGGAUCUGUAUCCUCGCCAGCAGAAGGAACGGGCGAAACGAUUUCAGAAAAUUUUUGGGAUAAACCUGAGUUUGUAGAGAUUACCCAAAUAAAUCCUGAAGAACUUAUAUCUGACAAUGAACUAACUGAAGAAAACUUAACCGAUUUACAGUCCAAUACAAGUCAAUCGAAUGAAAAAGUUUUUUUAAAUCCAACAGCAAGAGACACUCUUUUGACAAACUUGGUAAAUGGAAGUUACAAUUCCAAUAUUUUAAAUGGGAAAAACUCUAAAAAGACUAGUAACAAUACCACAAGUAACGCAUCUGCUGUGUUGACAGAUAUAAAUACAGGAAACAAUACGGACAUGACGGUUGCUACAAGAGAUUAUAAAAUUAACUCUGGUACACUUGGUACUAAUGAAUGUUGUAGGGAAGAUUUAGAUUUACAUUUGGAAAGUACCCAGAGUGAGAUUGACCAACUAAAAGAUAUACUUCAUGGUUGCAACAGUUUGGAUGCUAAUGCACUUCUUGGACUUUUCAAUGAUGAUCAACCAAGUUAUGGACUUUCCGUUAACCAAAAUAGAGAUGAUUUAAAUUCUCCCACAGGGAGUCAACUGAUUUCAACGGAUCCUAUGGUGUCUGGCACAGAAUUAGCAACUUGCGGAAAUAACUUGAUAGAUUUCAACGAGCUCUUUGAUGAUUCUAUUGACGGACAGGAUGCCGCUCCGACUUCAAUAGAUUCCAGUUCCACCGUCAAUACACCGCUUAUAAUUAAAAGUGAACCUUUAUUUCCCACAUUUGACAAAGAAAUUUAAUAUAUAUUUUUAUACAAAUAAGUACAUAAGUACGUAUUUAACUAAUGGGUGUGGGUGUAUUGAAAUAUUCACCCUCACAAUGUUUUUUCCUUUACUUUUGCAAUUCUAUAUAUAUAUAUAUAUCAUUUGUUUCUCAGAAUGAAAAAGAAUAUUCUAUUUUAUAAUAUAUGUAUAGCUUGUAUGAAUUCCAUUUUAUUGCAGUAAAUUGACAAAUCAGUUUUAUUCCCAAGCUAAAGAUGAUUUUUACGAGAUUGUAGCUUUUAAUUGUAUUUAACAUAUGCAUUAUAUUUAGUUUCUUAAACAUAAUUGAAGAACAUUAGCAAUAGUUAGUAUCUAACUGCAUCAGUAUCAGGAUUAGAAUAUAAGGAUAAUUCUUAAUUUUGUUUGUUUUGGAAAUGGGUAUUAAAAUUGAAUUUUAUUAAACAUAAUACAUUGUUCUAUAAUGUUUUUAUUCCCAUUUAUUGGUUGUAUUAAACACUGGUUACUGUUGAAUAUGGGAACAAUAUAACUUGAUUUAGUGGCAGCUGUGCGUUGCUUAUUCAUAUAUUGUUUAAUUUGACGUGAAACAAGCAUGUAACUUAUAUUCUAAUUCUGAUUUUUCACUAUGUAGAUACCAGUUUUUUUUUUUUAUAAAAAUGAAUAUUAACAAACAAUGUAACACAAUUUGUUACGGAAUAAGUUCACUUUGAUAUUAUUACGUAUGUUCUGAUAGUCUGCAGCUUUUUGCGAAUUUGUUUUAUCAUCUUUUCUGUGUGCAAGAAAAAAACCAGGGAUUUAGAGAUACUUUGAUAUUGUAUAAGUGACUCAAAACUGUAUAUAUUUUUUUGCUGCUAUUGUCUCCGUAUUUCCUUCCAUUUACCACCAGUGGCAUAUUGUAUAAAUGUGAAUUUCGUCUCGUAUUUUAGUUAAUACAAUUUUAGUCAAGGUUGCCGGUGAUAUAAACAUGUUUAUAUAUUUUUAAAUGUAAAUACUGUUAAUUCUAAAUAUAUUGGCAUAUUAUUAUUA
Molecule: messenger RNA, 2811 nt
Organism: Anoplophora glabripennis (Asian longhorned beetle)
Lineage: Eukaryota; Metazoa; Arthropoda; Insecta; Coleoptera; Cerambycidae
Product: heat shock factor protein
Exons: 10
Coding region: 157-1806 (549 amino acids)
Biological process (GO): regulation of DNA-templated transcription
Molecular function (GO): DNA-binding transcription factor activity; sequence-specific DNA binding
Source: RefSeq, a predicted model, not a curated record